This is a messenger RNA of Diaporthe citri, 642 nucleotides long. RefSeq lists its product as uncharacterized. Lineage: Eukaryota; Fungi; Ascomycota; Sordariomycetes; Diaporthales; Diaporthaceae. The record is from RefSeq and is a predicted model, not a curated record. Bases 1 to 642 code for a protein of 213 amino acids. The transcript is spliced from 2 exons. Gene Ontology annotation, biological process: iron-sulfur cluster assembly.
AUGGCAGAGCUCCAGAACGCCAACCCUACCAUCCUCAACCUGUCCGAGCUUCCCACCCGGAGGAGGCAAAAGCAGAGCCAUCGGCGGCCCGAUGACGACCUCACCACCUUUUCGCCGAGGCCGCCCCACUGGGAGAAGGUCCUCCAUGAGACCUUUGAAGGCUUCGAGAGCAAGUCCGUGUCGGACAGCUCCGACGCCGAGGACCCCAUCGACGAGCAGGAGAUCUUUGAUCUGAUUUCCACGAUUUCCGAUCCGGAGCAUCCCCUCACUCUUGGGCAGCUCGCCGUUGUCAAUCUUCCGGAUAUCCGCCUUGAUCCGCUGCCCGCUCCGGGGGUGGGGCCCAGCCUGGACACCGUGACCACGGUCACGGUCGAGCUGACUCCCACUGUCAACCACUGCAGCCUGGCCACCAUCAUUGGUCUUGCCGUGCGUGUUCGCCUCGAGGCCUGCCUGCCGCCAAACUACAGGGUCGACGUCUGUAUGAAGGACGGCUCCCACGCGCAGGACGACCAGGUGAACAAGCAGCUCGCCGACAAGGAGCGCGUCGCUGCAGCCCUGGAGAACGACACACUCAAGCGAACCCUCGACACCAUGAUGGAGACGUGCGUGAGCGGUUAUGCCAAAGAUAUUGACUCGGAUUGA